Molecule: messenger RNA, 816 nt
Organism: Sordaria macrospora k-hell
Lineage: Eukaryota; Fungi; Ascomycota; Sordariomycetes; Sordariales; Sordariaceae
Molecular function (GO): riboflavin reductase (NADPH) activity; biliverdin reductase [NAD(P)H] activity
Source: RefSeq, a predicted model, not a curated record
AUGUCCACCACAACGGCCCCAACCAAAUCAAUCCUCUUCAUCUCUGCCACAGGCGGCAUCGCCCUCUCCACCCUGAAACGCUGCCUCGCCGCCUCAUCCAGAGCAAGCCUAACCAUCACCGUCCUGGCCCGUUUUCCCACCCGCCUCCAAGGCCUUCUCUCACCCACCGAGCUCGCCUCCCCUUCUUUGCGGAUAAUCGAAGGCAACGCCCACUCAACCUCAGACAUCAUCCCUGUCCUCACCCAUCCCUCCAACCCAACCUCGCUAGUCGACAUAAUCGUCACCGGCAUCGGCGCCAAGCCCGACAUGAAGAAUCUGACCGUCGACGACCCGAGCGUGUGCGAGAAGGGCGCCAAGGCGUUGAUGGAGGCUUUGGGGAAGGUCCAGUCUACCCCAGGAUCAAGUUCGGGACAGGAAAAGCCAUACAUAAUAGCCAUCUCCGCCGCCGGCGCCUCCACGCUUCACAGAGAAUACCCGCUGGCACUCUACCCCGUGCACGCCCUGCUGCUGAAGGCAGCCAUCAAGGACAAGCGGGCCAUGGAGCGUGUUCUUAUCGAUAACAGUGACAAGUUGUUGGAUGGGAAAUGGACGGUCAUCAGGCCGAGCAUGUUGACGAAUAAGCCGGAGAUCGGGCUGGAGAAGGUCAGGGUCGCGACGGAGGAUUUGAGGAAGAAUCAGUUGGAGGGGGAGAAGGUCGUGGGGUAUACGAUUUCGAGAGAGGAUGUGGGCAAGUGGAUCUUUGAGAGGCUGGCGGUUGGUGGUGGUGAUGAGGGGGUAAGGAAGUAUUUGGGGAGGGCGGUGGUUUUGAGUUAUUAG